Molecule: messenger RNA, 3257 nt
Organism: Callorhinus ursinus (northern fur seal)
Lineage: Eukaryota; Metazoa; Chordata; Mammalia; Carnivora; Otariidae
Gene: PRKD1
Product: protein kinase D1
Biological process (GO): protein phosphorylation; phospholipase C-activating G protein-coupled receptor signaling pathway; intracellular signal transduction
Cellular component (GO): cytosol
Molecular function (GO): protein serine/threonine kinase activity; ATP binding
Source: RefSeq, a predicted model, not a curated record
GAAUGUGGUUUCUACGGAAUGUAUGAUAAGAUCCUGCUUUUUCGCCAUGACCCUACCUCCGAAAACAUCCUUCAGCUGGUGAAAACGGCUAACGAUAUCCAAGAAGGCGAUCUUAUUGAAGUUGUCUUGUCAGCUUCUGCCACUUUUGAAGACUUUCAGAUUCGUCCCCACGCUCUUUUUGUUCAUUCAUACAGAGCUCCAGCUUUCUGUGAUCACUGUGGAGAAAUGCUGUGGGGGUUGGUGCGUCAAGGCCUUAAAUGUGAAGGAUGUGGUCUGAAUUACCAUAAGAGAUGUGCAUUUAAAAUCCCCAACAAUUGCAGUGGUGUGAGGAGGAGAAGGCUCUCCAACGUUUCCCUCACUGGGCUCAGCACCGUCCGCACAGCGUCUGCUGAGCUCUCCACCAGCACCCCUGAUGAGCCCCUUCUGUCUCCUGUGAGUCCUGGCUUUGAGCAAAAGUCACCAUCAGAGUCCUUUAUUGGUCGAGAGAAGAGGUCGAAUUCUCAGUCAUACAUUGGACGACCGAUUCAGCUUGACAAGAUUUUGAUGUCCAAGGUGAAAGUGCCACACACGUUCGUCAUCCACUCAUACACCCGGCCCACCGUGUGCCAGUACUGCAAGAAGCUGCUCAAGGGGCUUUUUCGGCAGGGCCUCCAGUGCAAAGAUUGCAGAUUCAACUGUCACAAACGUUGUGCAUCCAAAGUACCCAACAACUGCCUUGGUGAAGUGACCAUUAAUGGAGAUUUGCUUAGCCCUGGGGCAGAGUCUGAUGUGGUCAUGGAAGAAGGGAGUGAUGACAAUGACAGUGAAAGGAACAGUGGGCUCAUGGAUGACAUGGAAGAGGCAAUGGUUCAAGAUGCUGAGGUGGUGAUGGCAGAGUGCCAGAAUGACAGUGGGGAAAUGCAGGACCCAGACCCCGACCCCGAGGACUCCAACAGAACCAUCAGUCCAUCAACAAGCAACAAUAUCCCGCUCAUGAGAGUUGUGCAGUCUGUCAAACACACGAAGAGGAAAAGCAGCACGGUGUUGAAAGAAGGAUGGAUGGUCCAUUACACCAGCAAGGACACCCUGCGGAAACGGCACUAUUGGAGAUUGGAUAGCAAAUGUAUUACCCUCUUUCAAAAUGACACCGGAAGCAGGUACUACAAGGAAAUUCCUUUAUCAGAAAUUUUAUCUCUGGAACCAGCAAAACUUUCAGCUUUAAUUCCUAAUGGAGCCAAUCCUCAUUGUUUUGAGAUCACUACGGCCAAUGUAGUGUAUUACGUGGGAGAAAACGUGGUCAGUCCUUCCAGCCCACCACCCAAUAGCAGUGUCCUCACCAGUGGUGUUGGUGCAGAUGUGGCCAGGAUGUGGGAGAUGGCGAUUCAGCAUGCCCUCAUGCCCGUCAUUCCCAAGGGCUCGACUGUAGGUUCAGGAACCAACUCGCACAGAGAUAUUUCUGUGAGUAUUUCAGUAUCAAAUUGCCAGAUUCAAGAAAAUGUGGACAUCAGCACAGUAUAUCAGAUUUUUCCUGAUGAAGUACUGGGUUCUGGGCAAUUUGGAAUUGUUUAUGGAGGAAAACAUCGUAAAACAGGAAGAGAUGUAGCUAUUAAAAUCAUUGACAAAUUAAGAUUUCCAACCAAACAAGAAAGCCAGCUUCGUAAUGAGGUUGCAAUUCUUCAGAACCUUCAUCACCCUGGUGUUGUAAAUUUGGAGUGUAUGUUUGAGACGCCUGAAAGAGUGUUUGUUGUUAUGGAAAAACUCCAUGGAGACAUGCUGGAGAUGAUCUUGUCAAGUGAAAAGGGCAGGUUGCCAGAGCACAUAACGAAGUUUUUAAUUACUCAGAUCCUUGUGGCUUUGCGGCAUCUUCACUUUAAAAAUAUCGUUCACUGUGACCUCAAACCAGAAAACGUGUUGCUGGCAUCGGCAGAUCCUUUCCCCCAGGUGAAACUUUGUGACUUUGGUUUUGCCCGGAUCAUCGGAGAAAAGUCUUUCCGGAGGUCAGUGGUGGGCACCCCAGCUUACCUGGCUCCUGAGGUCUUAAGGAACAAGGGCUAUAACCGCUCUCUAGACAUGUGGUCUGUUGGAGUCAUCAUCUAUGUAAGCCUAAGUGGUACGUUUCCGUUCAAUGAAGAUGAAGACAUACAUGACCAAAUCCAGAAUGCAGCUUUCAUGUAUCCACCAAAUCCCUGGAAGGAAAUCUCUCACGAAGCCAUUGAUCUUAUCAAUAACUUGCUGCAAGUAAAAAUGAGAAAGCGCUAUAGCGUGGAUAAGACCUUGAGUCACCCUUGGCUACAGGAUUAUCAGACCUGGUUAGAUUUGCGAGAGCUAGAGUGCAAAAUCGGGGAACGCUACAUCACCCAUGAAAGCGACGACCUGCGGUGGGAGCAGUAUGCAGGCGAGCAGGGGCUGCAGUACCCUGCUCACCUGAUCAAUCCAAGUGCUAGCCACAGCGACAGUCCUGAAACAGAAGAAACAGAGAUGAAAGCCCUCAGUGAGCGUGUCAGCAUCCUCUGAGUUCCAUCCCCUAUAAUCUGUCAAAACACUGUGGAAUUAAUAAAUACAUACGGUCAGGUUUAACAUUUGCCUUGCAGAACUGCCAUUAUUUUCUGUCAGAUGAGAACAAAGCUGUUAAACUGUUAGCACUGUUGAUGUAUCUGAGUUGCCAAGACAAAUCAACAGAAGCAUUUGUAUUUUGUGUGACCAACUGUGUUGUAUUAACAAAAGUUCCCUGAAACACUAAACUUGUUAUUGUGAAUGAUUCAUGUUAUAUUUAAUGCAUUAAACCUGUCUCCGCUGUGCCUUUGCAAAUCAGUGUUUUUCUUACUGGAGCCUCAAUUUGGUAAGAGUCUAUGGAACCUGUCCAUGAAAUAGUUCUGUUCUGUGUGUCCCAUUGGCGUUGUCAUUAUAAGGAAACUCUUGAAGAGUAGAUUAUUACUAGUUCUAUGAACAACUCCAAAACUCAUGUGGAAAAAAAAAAAGUGAAUGAUGGAAGAUGGGAGAUAGAAAUACAAUCCUAGACACAAGUGCAUGGAAGAGUUUACUGUAUAGUUUCAAAUCCUUUGCCUGCCUGGCGUGCCUCAGUAUGUUUAAACUCAAAGAAGUGGACCUAGUUGUACCUACUACUCAUAAGCCUAAAUGCCUUAGAAAUGUAAACUGCCAUCUGUAACAGAUAUUUCCCCCUUUCUUACAAUACCCUCUGUACUAUGGAAAAUCAGCAGCUAAGCAACCUUUUGCCUUUGUGUAUUUUUCAAUAAUAACAAAUAAAUAUUCUUGUCAAA